CUGUAGUUCCUCAAACAAGUUUUACUUUUGCACGCAGACCACUCUUAACUUCCUGUGUUCUGUGAGCUGGGGAGCUAGCACCAUGACCGGCAGCAACAUUUGUUGCAACUUUUUAAAUAUGUGGGAAAAAAAUAAGAUUUCGAGCAUGUAUUACAUUAACCAAGAUUCCAAAUUAUCUAAUUUCUUUCAACAGGCAAGUAGCCCAACAACAGGAACAGCUCCCAGAAGCCAGUCACGGCUGUCCGUCUGCCCAUCCACUCAGGACAUCUGUAGGAUCUGUCACUGUGAGGGAGACGAUGAGAGCCCCCUUAUCACGCCAUGUCGCUGCACGGGAACUCUACGAUUUGUUCACCAGGCCUGCCUGCACCAGUGGAUCAAGAGUUCGGACACCCGCUGCUGUGAGCUCUGCAAGUAUGACUUCAUCAUGGAGACCAAACUGAAACCACUCCGGAAGUGGGAGAAACUACAGAUGACGACAAGUGAGAGGAGGAAAAUAGUCUGCUCUGUCACAUUCCACAUUAUUGCCAUUACCUGUGUCGUGUGGUCACUGUAUGUAUUAAUAGAUCGGACUGCUGAGGAAAUCAAGCAAGGCAAUGACAAUGGUGUCCUGGAAUGGCCAUUCUGGACAAAACUGGUUGUGGUGGCCAUUGGCUUCACAGGAGGCCUUGUCUUCAUGUACGUACAGUGCAAAGUCUAUGUGCAGCUGUGGCGCAGGCUGAAGGCCUACAACCGUGUGAUCUUUGUGCAGAACUGCCCCGAUACUGCCAAAAAGUUGGAGAAGAACCUCCCCUGUCAUGUGAGCACAGACAUCAAGGAUGCUGCAGUAGUGCCCGUGUCACAAAUAGGUACAAAUGUACUGCUGACCACAGAGGGUGGAACCCCAGAAGUCAUACCAGUCUGAUGGGACCAGCUGACCUUGUUUUACCAGAGUCUGAAAUGUUUUCCAGCCCUCAGUGACUAGAGAGCAGAAGUGAUCUUGCAUUGUUUCCCCACCCUAACCCUAGCUACCAACUCCUUACCUACCUUCCAACAAAACAAAAGAAAAAUGCAUCAGAUGAAAUGGGACAAGUACAGCAAUGACCAAGAUCCCAGAAAGCUGGGUCUAGGGUGGGAUGUGGACACGUAUGUAUAAAGUCUAUUAAGAGAAUCCUUUCUGAAAGACAAUGCAAGCUCUUUGUGGCAAGGUGCGCUUUUAACACAAAUACUCACUGGUCACAGUAUCAAGAGGAAAGUGGGGGAAGAAUGAAGACUUGAAUUUCAAUGUGUAUUUUUACUUCUAGGGUCUUUUCUGACAAAGAUUUCGUCUUCAAAACUGACGGGGAAUAGCAAACACAUCUGGCUUAAAAUCUUAGAGUUGCUUGCAUUAGUUCUAAAUCAAAUCAGGAAAAGACUUUAAAGAGGAUGGGCUACAUGAUUUCUAAGGUCCCUUCCAUUAGUGAAAUUCUAUAAUUCUAUAAAGGAUGCAUAUUUUUCUGAGACUUCACACUUUAACAGUAAAUAGAUUUUUACGGCUACCCUGGAGCCUGUUUUGACAGCUGCAUGAGUUAGAAAUAGAUGCAAUACACAUUCAAUUGUGUACAAUGAAACAUUUUUGAGAAAUGAUAUUCGACGAAUAUUUAUGAACAGAGUUUAGAAUAUUUUUUUGUUUUAUCUUUCAUGCAAAUGCCAACCAAAAUUCCAAGCCAACUACUUGGUUCUAUGUCUUCUCUGCUGCCACCAAAAACAGAGUUGACCAUGCCUUGGAUUUUAAUACAGUGUCUGAAUAUUUUUUAAAACAGAAGCUUCACUGCUUAUUGUAUUAAAAGGAUUCACAAGCAUAUAAUUCUUACAAAGCAUUACGUUUAGUUCUAUCUAUCUUAAGUAAGUACCCUGCUUGAAUGGUUAAGGAAAGUGCUAUCCCUCAACAGGUUAAAAACCGAAUGCAAGUUGCAGUAUUACACAAAGGGGCAGAAAACCAACUUCUGCUUCUCUGAAGCAUCUGGGAGAGGAAAAUCCAAUUUAAAGUUGCUUUUGGUUCUACACCUAAAAGCCUAAAAUUACGAGGCUGUAUAUAGUCUAUUAAGUAGUGCCCAGAAAAGAAGUUGUUAGGGCAGUGAUGACAGAACAUCUAGCCCCUUUUAAAAGGCCAGUGUCUCUUGCUUUGCUCAGCUGGUUUGGGUGAAUCCCACGCUGAGAAAAUGGAGCUCAGCGGUUCAGUUGUUAUGAUGUUCUGUGCAUAUUCAUGUAAAACUAAAGUGUGAACGACAUUGCAGUGAGUUCGACUACUGAUCAUAGGUAUAAUGGUGUGAUCAAAGAAAGAUGUCCUAUAUAAAAAACAGACAAAAGAAGGUGUGUGAUUUGCUUUUGUUAAUUGUCAUAUUUAUUAUUGUGGCAAGAUAGCCAUGGUGGCUGUAAGAAUCAGUGCAUGGUUUGCACAAGUCUGGUUAUCACGCUGAUGCAAUUUGUAAUUACUUGAGUCUCUUCUGUGCUCUUGUGGUUCAUGGAUUUUGUCAUAGGAAGAGGAAAACAAAACCCCUUCCAGGGAGGAGAUGGACUAUGUUAACUGGUAGUAGCUAUCUAUCUCCAGAGUCCAAACAAUCCCAAUUCUUAGAAAUACUAAGUAUGAUGAUUUGUCAGUUUUUUUAAUGUAUUCAUGUAAAUACACAGCAGCAAAAUGUAAUGGUUUUCUGAUUGUCACAGGACCAAGUUUGUAUAAAUCAUUGCUCUGCAAGGUGGUGUGGAGGGUAUGAGAUGAGGAAGCAAGCAGAUAAAAAAACAUGGGUGGAAAUGAAAUGCACCAACUAUGGACAGACACAAACAUUAUCAGUUGCAUUUUUAAAAAUCCUGAGCCUAAAAUCCUGUAAUUAAGUUACUCUAAAAUUUCUGAUCCAAAGCUUUAAGGUGAAUCCAUGACUUUAACACUAGCUUUGAGAGGCUUAACUGCAGGUUUCACACAAGAGUAUUAAUCUUGCUUCAGUUUUCUAACUCAUUUUCUUGGGCUUUAUAUAUAAUUGUCCAUUUUUUUUCCCAAACGGAUUAGCAAUCAUAAAAGACAUUUCCAGAAAAAUAUUUCACCUGAAAAACAUUUUGAAUAUCACUGUUUUCACCUAUAGGGCACGGAUUAUUUCUGUUAUAACCACCCCAAACAAAUUUAAAGCAAUCUCUUUACAAACCUAACCAUCACAGACAUAUGCACAAUCUAUACCACGGUGGUGAGUCAAGGCAGCAAAAUGAGGUCUCAUUGACUGGGGGCUAUACUUAAUGCUAAGAAAAUGAUUCCCAAAGUGGGGAGGGAGGGCACUGAGUAGUAUCUUAAUAGGAAAAAGAUGGCAAGUUGUUAAAAAACUUGAUUGGAUUUCAAGUUACCAAGAAAACAACAAAAGGUGAUAACCCAAUAUUUUGUUCUCUCUAUGCUGCACUUUCCUUAACCCCCAAAGCAUUUCUGAUUCAGAUUCUUUGAGCAACUGUCAUGCAAUGUCUAGUCAUCUUUCAGUCUGAAAUAACUAUUUAAAUUAAGCAUCUAGUGUUAAAGGUUUAUUCUUUUGUAUUUUAUAUGGUAAUGAUGCAUAUAGCCCUUCCAAUGGACGGUUCCACUCUUUCUGCAGUCAGUAGUUCUGGAGACUGAAAAUAUUGCCAAAAAAAAAAAAAAAAAUAUUGUCCCUAGCAAGGAGCAUUUACAAAAGUUCAUAUAUGUAUAGGGAUGUAAAAUGCAACCAACAAACUGAAAUAACCAGCUAUCAGAUCUCAUUCACAACUCUGAUUCUUUUCAGUUGGGAAAUAAUCAUUUCGGAUCUUAUUAAUAGUAUAAGCCCAUAGAGUUGUACCACUAAAAUAUUAUGCAUAUCAUAGAAAAAUUAAGUGGAUGGCUCUUUUCCUUCUAUGAGAUUGUGGAUCAUGAAUUUAGUAACAAGAAUGAACCUCCAAAAAACUGUGAAGUCUAAAAGUUCCUUCAUCCAACGUAAUAGAAAAACAGAGGGGGGGGGAGAAGAAUAGAGUGGAAGAGGGGAGAUCAGGGGAAAAAGAGGGAAGAAGAUAAAGGCUGCUGAAAGAAGGAAUCGAAAUGAGUCAUCUUUAAGAAGGCUUCAGGACUAACUCAGUCUAAACUGCACUUUAACAAUAUAUAGUUAGAACUCCAGAUAGAUAAACAGCAUUGAUCACAUAGCCACCUUCUGCAAACACUUGUGAUUUUUUUAAUUUGUUUUGUUUUUGCAAAAGGUGCCUUAAGUACCUACAGCUGUCUAUAUUUUGUUUGGUUGGAGAAAUGAGCUCACUAUAGUGAGGAAAAUAUUAGGGGGAAAUAACACUGACUUAGAAAAUAUGAAUUAUUUCAGUUGUCUGUAUUGACAUGAAUUUUAUUUUUUCCUGAUUCUCUAAAGUUAAGAUUUUGGGGGAGAAAUAAACCUUUUAACUUUUUUUAAAAUUAUGAUUCAUCAGGGUUAAAGUUUAACCAAGAAGGGUGAAAGCAGUUUUAUUCUUAAAUCAGCCCAAUGGUGCUAUUUCACAUACCCACAAAACGGAACGGAAGUACUGUUAUUUUGGGCCACAGUGUUUCCUCCACAUCUGAAGAAAGCCCAUUCUGAAAGUGAACACUGCACUUACACAAAUAAAAGAAUAUUCCGGUUGUGUGCAAUUCUUGA
Messenger RNA from Vombatus ursinus (common wombat), 4616 nucleotides. RefSeq names its product membrane associated ring-CH-type finger 1 (gene MARCHF1). Lineage: Eukaryota; Metazoa; Chordata; Mammalia; Diprotodontia; Vombatidae. Bases 83 to 901 code for a protein of 272 amino acids. Gene Ontology annotation, cellular component: lysosome; early endosome membrane; late endosome membrane. Gene Ontology annotation, biological process: antigen processing and presentation of peptide antigen via MHC class II; immune response; protein polyubiquitination. The record is from RefSeq and is a predicted model, not a curated record. Gene Ontology annotation, molecular function: zinc ion binding; MHC protein binding; ubiquitin protein ligase activity. The transcript is spliced from 4 exons.